This is a messenger RNA of Saccharomyces paradoxus, 1722 nucleotides long. RefSeq names its product Ssh4p (gene SSH4). Lineage: Eukaryota; Fungi; Ascomycota; Saccharomycetes; Saccharomycetales; Saccharomycetaceae. The coding region runs from base 1 to 1722 and encodes 573 amino acids. The record is from RefSeq and is a predicted model, not a curated record. The transcript has a single exon. Gene Ontology annotation, molecular function: protein binding.
AUGUAUGUCACUUUUAAUGAAGCUUUGGAUAGCUCUUUUGGUAAUCUAGAGAGUCCGAACCAUGAUUUCAAGGUAGGUGACCCUAACAUGGUGCCAACGCCCCCUAUGGAUUCAGAUUCUGCGGCUAUCAGUCUGGCUUUCUUAAUAAGUCUUUCUAUUACGUUUGCGAUAUUGAUGCUCAUCUUGGUAGUAAUAGCAGCUUAUGUUACCUUUUGUGGUGAUGAUGAAUCGGAAUACGACGAAGAGAAUGCCCUAGGCACACGAACAUCAGGGACUUUGCAUUCUUUAUUUGGUAAAAAACAUAGUGGUAUCUUGUUGGAUUCGAGUUUUGCAUCCCCUGGUGGGUUUGAUGAUGAGAUUGUUCUUCAGGAAAGAGAACUUGAAGAGUUACCAAAGAUGUCCGCGUAUGAAGUUGAGUUGUACAUAAGAGCGAAAGAGUUUCAGAUGAUGAGCCCGCCAAUGGUGAAGGAAUUUGGCACGUAUUUGGAUAAUGAUGACCAGCAGUUUAUUAAGGAUCGCGGAAUUCAAAGCUACUUUUUGCUGCCCAGCAUUAAUGAUAAUAUAGACGAGUAUGGGAACUUUCUACCCAGUUUUAUUGUUCAAGAUAAACUAGAUAUUCAAUUUUCAAAAUUCAAUAAGAGCUCAUCCACUGUAAUGAAUUAUCCUCUACCCCAUAAUAGAAAGGACGCGGUAUACUUCGAAGUUAAGAUUUUCAGGCACAUUCAAAAAUCCAAUAGUAUAUUCAGUAUAGGUUUGACUACUGUACCUUAUCCUUACUUCAGGGUACCAGGCAUGGCCAAAUACUCCAUUGCUUACGAGUCUACUGGAAAACUGAGAAUAAAUAACCCCUUUACUGCCAGCACGUUAUUACCAAAAUUGGAAGAAGGUGAUACGGUGGGAUUCGGUUACAGAUAUAAGACAGGUACAAUCUUCAUUACACAUAAUGGGAAAAAAUUAAUGGACGUAACACAAAAUAUUGGCAUCGAUCUUUUCAUUGGAAUUGGCGCGUUUAAUGCUGCAUAUACAAGAACAUAUACGAGGGAUGGUCUAUUGGAAGACCCGGAUAACAUUAGCUUCCGUGAAGCUCUCUCCGAAGGUAAAGAUAUUGAAGUCGCCAAGGAUCUUCAAAGAGUUCACGAUCCGCAUAAUGAAAGUGAUGAAAUGACGUCGGAUGAGGUUGAAUUACAUGUUAAUUUGGGUCAAGUUGGAUUCGUCUUUAUAGAAGCCAAUGUGAAAAAAUAUGCAUUUGGGAGUGUUUAUGGCCAAAUUGGGAUUCCUCCUGCGUAUAAUGGAACUGAGAUUAACAAGGACACCAUUUUGCAAAGAGGAGAAGAGCUUCCACCAAGAUAUGCGGAUGCUGAUAAUUUCUUCGGUAGUAUGAAAAUUAAAGAGGGGUCAUCCUCUGGAAUAAUAGGGCAAACAAGUAGGCCCCCGCGAUCUGUUGGGACGUAUGAAAGAAUCUCUUCUAAUUUUGACAGAGAAAAUAAUGUCUACGACGAUAGUAACGCUAACAAUAAUGCUAACAAUAAUGACGAAAAUGCUGAAUACAGCGAAACUUCUCCGUUAUUGGAAGAUGAUAGUAAUAAAAGAUCCAGAAAUUCAAAUACCCCCCAUGAACUCUCUGAUGGAGCUAUCAAUAAGAACUCUAAAAAUAAAUCUACCAAAAAACGUCAAAAAAACAGAGGCAAAUCUUCUAAAAGGAAGAAGAGAUCGAGAAAAUAA